This is a messenger RNA of Penicillium maclennaniae, 1362 nucleotides long. RefSeq names its product glycoside hydrolase family 76 protein. The transcript has 4 exons. NCBI's taxonomy places the organism in Eukaryota, Fungi, Ascomycota, Eurotiomycetes, Eurotiales, Aspergillaceae. Gene Ontology annotation, biological process: carbohydrate catabolic process; fungal-type cell wall biogenesis. Gene Ontology annotation, molecular function: mannan endo-1,6-alpha-mannosidase activity. The coding region runs from base 1 to 1362 and encodes 453 amino acids. The record is from RefSeq and is a predicted model, not a curated record.
AUGCGGUUUAGCACACAGUCAAUAUGGACUGUCCUCGUGCACCUGCUGGCGUUUGUCCUACAGGCGAAUGCUAUUGAUGUGGACAUCAGUUCGGAGGCAUCAUUGAAAAGCGCUGCUAGCGAAGCGACCUAUGGCGCGUUCAAAUGGUAUUACGGAAAUGAGACCGGCCAAAUUCCCGGGGCGUUCCCCGACAAGUGGUGGGAAGGAUCACAGCUAUUCGCUGCCGCUCUCAACUACUGGCAUCUGACCGGAGACACCACCUAUAACGAGGAAGUGAGCCUGGGAUUACAAUGGCAAGGCGGCGACAAAGGAGACUACAUGCCCAGCAACUAUAGCAGUUAUCUGGGAAAUGACGAUCAAAUGUUCUGGGGCUUGGCCGCCAUGAGCGCCGCCGAGAUGAAAUUCCCCGAUCGCAGUUCCGGAUAUUCGUGGCUAUCCCUCGCGCAGGGUGUCUUCAAUACUCAGAAGGCAAGAUGGGAUAUGACUUCGUGUGGUGGCGGACUGCGCUGGCAAAUCUUCGUCUAUCAGGCUGGAUACCUGAUGAAGAACGCGGUCUCGAACGGCGGAUUUUUCCAGCUCGCUGCGCGACUGGCCCGAUACACCGACAACGAUGAAUACCUGACCUGGGCGGAAAAAAUCUGGGAUUGGUCCGUUUCCUCGCCAUUGGUGAACAAUCAGACGUGGAAUGUGGCAGAUUCUACACAAUGUGCCAACAACUGCGGCGACUCCGGCAACGUACAAUGGACGUACAACUACGGCACGUACCUGAUGGGCGCCGCUUACAUGUACAACUACACGAGCGAUCAAAAAUGGCUCGACGCCACAAAUGGCCUCUUACAAAAGAUGUCGACAACAUUUUUUCCCCACGGAAACAUCAUCGAAGAUAUCACCUGCGAACCGCGCGAAAUUUGCAACAACAACGAAAUCCUAUUCAAAGGCAUAACGUCCCAAUGGCUCGGUUACGUGGCACUCCUGGUCCCCUCAACCGCUGAUACUAUCUGGCCCAAGCUUCAAUCCUCCGGCACAGCCGCCGGCGCCUCCUGCACAGGACAAAACAACAACACUUGUGGUGUGCGCUGGUACCAGUCAAAUUAUGACGGGUGGACAGGCAUGGAAGAGCAGAUCAGUGCUAGUCAGGUGUUUAGUGCGAACUUGUUGAAGUAUGGGAAUGGUGUUGGACCUGUGACCUCGAAAACGGGUGGUAAUAGCAAGAGUGAUCCGAAUGCGGGCGAGGGUACCACUGAUAAUAAGCCGACUUAUAAGCCUAUUACCGGAGGUGAUAAGGCUGGGGCUUCAAUUCUGACGAUUGGGUUUGUUGGAGGUUGGAUUGGGAUUAUAGUUUUCAUGUUUCUUGGGGCUUGA